GCCGCCGGGCCAUGGCCGGGCUCCGGCUCCCGGCCCCGGAGGUCGCCCGGGGGAGCAGAAGUUUCCGUGGUGGCGGCGAUGCCGCGCUCCGCUGCCGGCGUGCGAAUUUGCAAGUUGCGCUGAAGUAAAACCUUGCAGCUGCAAGUAGAGCCGGUUACCAUGAAGCUUGCCGGAAUUGUCUGCAUCGGGGAACACUAUGGAGCAAUUUUCAACAUGGAGAAGAAACUGGUGUGUGCGUCUGGUCACAGGGGACAUUAUUUCACCGACAGAAAACUCCCAGUGAGUGAGGCAGCAAAUCCCUGGCACCAACUCCCGAGUUCUGGAGCGAGGGGGAAUGCUGGAGCACUGAAGGAUAAAGCCAUGAUGAGAGCAGUGGUGACGGGAGGCGGAGGCUACUUCGGGUACAAGCUCGGAUGUGCUCUUGCCAGCUCAGGAGCUUCAGUUGUUCUGUAUGACAUAAACAAGCCUAUCUGGGAAAUUCCUAAUGGAGUAGUGUGCAUCCAGGCAGAUGUCAGGGAUUAUAAUGCCAUAUUUGCAGCCUGCGAGGGAGCUGACUGUGUGUUUCAUGUAGCUUCAUAUGGAAUGUCAGGAAGAGAGCAAUUGCACAGAGAAGAGAUUGAAACAGUAAACAUCAACGGGACAAGAUACAUCAUUGAUGCUUGCAAACAAAGGAACAUCACUAGACUGAUAUACACCAGUACAGUAAAUGUGGUGUUUGGGGGGCUUCCUAUUGAAGAUGGUGAUGAGGAAACUGUGCCAUAUUUUCCUAUAGAAAAGCACGUUGAUCAUUAUUCCAGAACUAAAUCAAUUGCAGAACAAAUGGUACUAGCAGCUAAUGGAACUCCACUAGCAGGAGGUGGAGUACUCUACACAUCUGUUCUUCGCCCACCAGGAAUUUAUGGACCAGAAGAGCAAAGACACCUGCCAAGGCUCGCAAAGAAUAUUCAGAGAGGGAUACUUAGCUUCAAGUUCGGGGAUCCUUCUGCUCAAAUGAACUGGGUGCAUGUAGAGAAUCUUGUGCAAGCUCAAAUUCUGGCUGCUGAAGCUCUCACUCCUGAGAAGAACUACAUAGCUAGUGGUCAGGUGUAUUUCAUUCAUGAUGGUGAAAAAUUCAACCUUUUUGAAUGGUUAGCUCCACUUUUUGAAAGGUUGGGUUGCAGUAAGCCAUGGAUACCUAUUCCUACAUCCUUAGUUUAUGCAUCAGCCACAGUAAUGGAGCAUCUUCAUCUGAUACUGAAACCCCUGUUUGAGCUGUCACCUCUGCUGACCAGAAAUGAGGUGCAGAACAUCUCCAUCACACACACCUUCCGCAUUGACAAGGCCCGCAGGCAGCUGGGAUACAGCCCCGAGAAAUUCACGUUCGCCGAUUCUGUGGAGCAUUACAUCAAAAGCAGAGCAGAGGCCCGGAGCGAGCACGGCUUCCCCAGAGUGCUGCUAUUCUUCCUUGCCAUCUUCAGCCUCAUUUUUCUGUCUUUAAGAUUCGAUGAGCUUUCAGUUUUGCACUUUUUUAAGGAGACACAGCACUGACUCGCACAGACUGUGUGCACCCUCUGCACAACUGCUCCACGGAACAUCCCCAGCUCCGCAACGCUGAGAGGCUCCAGUGCAACACAUUUAGUUUAAAUUAAAUACAGAAUAAACGUAAACAGCACCAACACUGUAAGUAAUUACAGCCAAAGUCCGUCACCGAGACACGUUUCAGUCACACAUCUUUCCAAACUGACCGCCGAACUGACCGAGGAGCUGCAAAGGGAGCACAGGGCACAGCCCGCAGUGUUAUCGAUGGACGAAAGCGGGGCAGGGAGUCAGGGCAGCAGCUCGGGGCUGCGGGGAGCUGAGGGACAGCGGGGGAAGCACGAGGACCGACCGCUCACGGCUGUGAAUCACACCUGGGGGCUGCACAGAGCUCAGGUGGUGUGAAUUUCCUUUGUGAACUGCUCGUGUCGCUGCGUAUGAAGGAAAAUAAAAGGGAACGUG
Molecule: messenger RNA, 1977 nt
Organism: Coturnix japonica (Japanese quail)
Lineage: Eukaryota; Metazoa; Chordata; Aves; Galliformes; Phasianidae
Product: putative short-chain dehydrogenase/reductase family 42E member 2
Biological process (GO): steroid biosynthetic process
Molecular function (GO): oxidoreductase activity, acting on the CH-OH group of donors, NAD or NADP as acceptor
Source: RefSeq, a predicted model, not a curated record